Messenger RNA from Prunus avium (sweet cherry), 819 nucleotides. RefSeq lists its product as uncharacterized. Lineage: Eukaryota; Viridiplantae; Streptophyta; Magnoliopsida; Rosales; Rosaceae. The record is from RefSeq and is a predicted model, not a curated record.
UAGACUCAGUCAGUCCUCAAAAGACUUUCAUCUCCUCAAACCAAAACUCAUCAUAUCAGAAACCCAUUCUCUCUCUCUCUCUCUCUCUCUCUCUCCUCAAGACAUGGGCAACUACGUUUCUUGCACCCUAUCAACCCAAAUAGCCAAGAACAGCAAAGCAGCCACCAAAGUCAUCGUCCCGAGCGGCGAAAUCAAGCAAUUCUAUGUACCAAUGAAAGCUGCAGAGCUCAUGCUUGAGACCCCAAACUUCUUCCUUGUAAACACAAAGUCCCUCCAUAUUGGAAGAAGAUUUUCAGCUCUCAAUGCUGAUGAAGACUUGGAGAUUGGUGACGUGUACGUCAUGUUCCCCAUGAAGAGGCUCAACUCUACCGUGACGCCAGCCGAUAUGGGCGCCUUGUUCCUCACCGCCAGCUCGGCAGCCAAGCGUCUUUCGGGCAGAAACGUGAGGGUGCAGCCGGCUGAGGAUCAGUCCGGGGAACUUGCUGAUGAUGAGGAGGAUAAUAAAAGGAUGGAGAAUUGGCGGGAAAAUCUUGAACAUGAGGCCGCGAAGCCGAAGUUGAAUUUGGAUGAUAUUGAAGAUUUCUCGGCGCCGGAGUUCAUGCACAGGGUGUCUAUGUGUAGGUCAAAAAAGCCAUCGUUGGAGACUAUAGCAGAAGAGCCUGUUUCUGUUUGCUCCAGGUGAUCAUGGCACAGUAGGGUUAUUUAUGUAAUUUUGACUAAGCUGAUCUCUUUUAUAAAUUUUAGCAAGGGAAGGAGAUAUAUAUUAAUAUUGUAGAAAAGUGGUGUGUGUAUUACAAAACUUAAUAAAGGCAGGAAGUU